Lineus longissimus is the source of this 2114-nucleotide messenger RNA. Its product is annotated as glycine receptor subunit alpha-2-like. The record is from RefSeq and is a predicted model, not a curated record. Lineage: Eukaryota; Metazoa; Nemertea; Pilidiophora; Heteronemertea; Lineidae. Gene Ontology annotation, cellular component: neuron projection; synapse; plasma membrane. The coding region runs from base 303 to 1556 and encodes 417 amino acids. Gene Ontology annotation, molecular function: transmembrane signaling receptor activity; excitatory extracellular ligand-gated monoatomic ion channel activity; chloride channel activity. The transcript is spliced from 10 exons. Gene Ontology annotation, biological process: chemical synaptic transmission; signal transduction; chloride transmembrane transport.
CUCCAUCCAGGGUUUUCGAAUAUAUACCCCGCCUCAGUCGAUAAUGUGCAGCCCUAAACUCACAGGUUGCUAAAGAUCGGGUGCGCUAUAUCCAUGAGAUUCUUUGCGUAUCGCAGUGGUUAAGAGUCGGCACCCGUUUGUUGUCACCCAUUCUGUGCAUUGAUGAUUCUGUCGUUGAUGGCUAUAAUCUAUUGGGAAUAAGAAAGUUGUAAAUUCUGAUUGUGUCCGUCGAUAGGGAAUAACGUUUCAUUGAAGUUAAGGAAACAAAAUCAAGAGGGUUAAAUGCACCUGAAGACAACGAGAUGGGUUGUACCAACCUUGGUGCGUCAUUCUGUCCAUGGCUCCUGCUAGCUGUCAUAUGCAUUUGGUUUGUUCCUUUCGCUACAAGCCAUGCCCCGAAACUAUACAAAUCAGAGGCUGACCGAAGGUCUUAUCACCACAUGCUCGGCAAGCUCGGAGACUCCCUAAUAGCGCAUAGACCAAUGGACAGUGAAGACAGUCCUACCGUAGUGACAUGCGACCUUUUCAUCAAUAGCUUCGACUCCGUCAUAGUAGAAAGCAUGGACUACGCCAUCCAGGUCUAUAUUCGCCAGACUUGGAAGGACUCCAGACUACGAUUUGACCACAUGUAUAACAUGAGCUAUAUAACCUUGGACAGUCGUCUAAUACUGAGGAUGUGGGUGCCAGAUUUGUUCUUCCAAAACGAGAAAGCAGCAUCCUUCCAUUCCCUUACCAUUCCUAAUAGGUUAAUGAGGAUCCACAGUGAUGGUACGGUGCUAUAUAGCCAAAGAAUCUCACUGCGACUGACAUGUCCAAUGAACCUGCAGAAGUUCCCAUUAGACAAACAGGUGUGCGCGGUCAAGCUGGAAAGCUAUGGUUACACGACGGACGAAAUGAUCUUCCGGUGGCGUAAUGACACUCCACUCCAGAUGCAGACUGGGAUGGAACUUCCUCAGUUUACUUUAGUCGACCACAAACAGAGCGAGUGUAAAGGCGAAUACAUUACUGGAAACUUCACGUGCCUAAAAGCCAGCUUCUAUCUCGAGAGAAAGUACGGAUACUACGUUGUACAGACGUAUCUUCCCAGUCUGCUCAUCGUCUGCGUUUCGUGGGUGUCGUUCUGGAUCAACAUUGAUGCAGUCCCGGCCAGAAUCUCCUUGGGUGUGCUAACAGUCCUCACCAUGACUACACAGAGCAUCGGUUUGUGGAUGACUCUGCCUCAGGUUUCUUACAUUAAAGCCAUAGAUGCCUGGAUGGCCAUUUGCGUGGUUUUUGUCUUCUGCGCAAUGGUCGAGUUUGCUAUUGUGAAUACCAUGGCAAGGGUAGAGAUACGAAGGAUGAGUGUCAAGAUGCGAAAAACAACCAACAGGGACCUCCCUCCUGACGCAUUUAAGAAACUUUUGGACGACUAUACGUACGGAACAUCAAACCAUCUGGAUCCAAAUAGCCGCAACAUGGCCCGAAUGGUCGACAAAGUUGCUAGAUAUUGUUUUCCCAGCAUGUUUAUUGCUUUCAAUCUCGUGUAUUGGAUAGUUUUGGUAUUUGAUUUGAUCUAAGCGGAGUCUACUCUGAUUUAAGUGAAUAAUGCGGGAAAUUAACAGGCAUUUGCCCAAUACACAUAUCACCAAGCUGUCUUGCGCCAACCCAUGCCAGCCUCCACCUGCUCUACAGUUGUGGUUUCAAGUACCGAGUGGUGAAUUGGCCACUUUGAAAUGAGCGCGUUCACCAUUUCCCACGUUUUGCUUUUGCCCCUUUCUCCCUUUCCUCAACUAUCUACAAGGAACAUAGGCCUAUCAGCUGUUAUCAUGCUCGCAAUGGUAUAUCAAUUAUGAAACGGCAUUGUUAAAAUGCCUAGUAAAUGUGCGUACAUGUAUUUACACAAUAAUAAUUGGUGAUUUUCAUGAACAAUUUUCUGAUGUUUGGACGAACUGCCUAUAUGUUAGGCGCUAUCGACCGAUUUGCGCUAGCGAUUGAUCGCGCAGCGCCAUCUAUGGAUCUGUCGUUUGUGCAAGCAUCGGUCGAUGGCUCAGCGCGAUCUAUCGAUGGGUUGUAUUGUAUGAUGGAUACUGGGAUUGGACAGGAGUGCGUGAUGAGGGCCGUGCGUGUAUGGUAGG